GCAAGCCGAUCCGCCAGGCGAGGCAGGUUUUCUGCGGCAGUUCAGGGGACCCUGAACCUUAAGGCCUCUGCGGCGAUCACCUGUGUUCCCGCGCCUCUGCCGCGCUCUGCCAAGUGUGAUCUCCCCUGAGGACCACAGUCUAGACCCAAGAGGACAAGGCCCAGAAAGAGAUCAAGAUGGGGUUUAUAUUUUCAAAAUCUAUGAAUGAAAACAUGAAAAUCCAACAGGAGUUCAUGCUUAUGAAUGCUCGACUUCAGCUGGAAAGGCAGCUAAUGAUGCAGAAUGAAAUGAGAGAAAGACAAAUGGCUAUGCAGAUUGCUUGGUCUCGGGAAUUUCUCAAAUACUUUGGAACAUUUUUUGGCUUUGCAGCCAUCUCUUUAACAGCUGGAGCAAUAAAAAGGAAGAAGCCAGCCUUCCUCUUCCCUAUUAUUCCAUUAAGCUUUGUCCUUACCUACCAGUAUGACUUGGGCUAUGGAACCCUUCUACAAAGAAUGAAAGGUGAAGCCGAGAAUAUACUGGAAACAGAAAAGGAUAAGUUACAGCUGCCCAAAGGAAUGAUUACUUUUGAAAACCUUGAAAAAGCCAGAAGGGAACAAAGUAAAUUCUUCAUAGAUAAAUAAUACCAUGUUUAUCCACCUAAUCUCAAAGCACAAAAUUGUUGACCUGAAUCAUGGUUUUCAAAAUUUUUUAAAUGCUCAAGAUUUUGAUAUAAUGGAAUUUAUUUUAAAAUAUUAAAAUGCGAGAUCAGUUUUGUGAAGUAAUUUUAAAAUAAAAUUUAUAACAUUCAACAAAA
Molecule: messenger RNA, 793 nt
Organism: Pteronotus mesoamericanus
Lineage: Eukaryota; Metazoa; Chordata; Mammalia; Chiroptera; Mormoopidae
Gene: PLGRKT
Product: plasminogen receptor with a C-terminal lysine
Exons: 6
Coding region: 177-620 (147 amino acids)
Biological process (GO): positive regulation of plasminogen activation
Cellular component (GO): plasma membrane
Source: RefSeq, a predicted model, not a curated record